GACACACAGCCUCCCCGGGUGAUGAAACUUUCAGCCCUGAAGAGUCGGGUGCCACCGGCGGGGCUGAGCAGGUGGACCAAGCAGUGGCCACAGAUCCCUGGGGUCUUGAGCAGCGUGGCGAUGGAGUCUACGAGCUGGGUUGCUACAGCGGGGCGGAGGUUGCCCAGUUGCGGCACGUGAAGCUGCUGCGCCAGGCUGCCGUCUACUGGCAGACUUACGAUGCCUUUGCGCGAGUGUCCAUGAGCGUUGGCAUCAACCAGCUGAUGCUUGGCAUGAGCUACUACAUUCUUGG
Messenger RNA from Symbiodinium pilosum, 292 nucleotides. The record is from the annotation of a GenBank genome assembly. NCBI's taxonomy places the organism in Eukaryota, Dinophyceae, Suessiales, Symbiodiniaceae.